AUGAUACAAUUCACGACCGUUCGCUGUUUUAAAGGAUUUGAUAUCUCAAAAGGGCUUUCUUCUUUAUUUGGAAGUAAAAUACAAGAUUGUAAUAAAGGAUGCAAUUCAAAAGGUAUAGGAGGAGUUUCGUUUCCAAAUACUGGAUUUAGUUUCGGAUCUUUUUCAACAGGAGGGUUGCCGACAACCUUUUCGGGCGGCUUUUCGUCAGGUUCUCAGGGGUCCGGUUCAUUUGGGGGUGGUAAAGGUUCCGAAGGAGGAAAAGGAGGCGGCCCGUUUGGCGGCCCAUUUGGCGGACUGUUUGACAAGGCUCUGGAAUGGUGUAGCGAGGCUCAUGCACGUGACAUUGCACGACGUCAAGGAAUUGAUAUUCGAGACAUUCGUUUUGAACAGACACCCCAAGGGGGCAUAAAUGUUUUUGUGGAUGCCCCUAAUGCGACACCAAAACAAAUAGAACAGCUGGGACAGCAAGUAAUGGUGGAAUGCCCAGUGGCUCGUUUUAGGAAAACUCAGGUGACUUCACCUCAGCAAAAAGUGCAGUGGCUCCGUCUGCCCGAUCGUUACGACCGCUAG
Messenger RNA from Trypanosoma conorhini, 570 nucleotides. RefSeq names its product peroxiredoxin-like protein. The record is from RefSeq and is a predicted model, not a curated record. The transcript has a single exon. Lineage: Eukaryota; Euglenozoa; Kinetoplastea; Trypanosomatida; Trypanosomatidae. The coding region runs from base 1 to 570 and encodes 189 amino acids.